AUGGAUCCUCUGGAGGAAGGGCAGAAGUUCAGCCCCAGACAAGAUUUAGACCUAGAUGCCACCCUCCAGUUUCUUCCCGCCCCAGACACCAAAAAGCUGGAGAAGAGCUUAGUGCGACACAAGAAACUAUGGAUCGGUCUAGGCCUGUUUGCGGCGGCAGCCGCGCUGUCUCUGCUUACCGGACUGCUGGUGUGGCGCUUCCACCUGCUCCGUGACGUGGCGAUGCCGCGUGUCUAUGUGGGAUCCAUGGCCAUCGCCAAUCAGCCUUUCCUGCCGGCCUAUGAGGACCCCAGCAGCGGGCCUUUUGUCAAGAUGGCGUCUCUAGUCAGCCAGCAGCUAAAAGUGAUGUACAACACAAACUCGGGCAAAUUGGGCAAAUACUUCCGACGCUUGUCAGUGGAAGCCUUCAGCGAUGACGGCGGUGAUUCUGUAACAGCGUACUACCGUUCUGAGUUUGAGGUCCCCGUUGCUGAGCAGGCCUCGGUGGAUGCCGCCGUCCAGUCGCUGGAAAUGGCGGCGGGAAGUCAACAGAGUCAGCGAGGGAGAGUGCUGCUUAAACCCAAGCAUGCGCUUAACAUCGACUCCGUCGUCACCCGAGCCAUUGAUCCACGGAUGGCAUCAUCGUCCUUAUUGGUCAAGGAGUCCUUUAAUGUGCAUGUCGGAGAAGGAGGAGUCAUUCAGUCGCCGGGUUUCCCUGAUUCGUCAUACCCGCCCAACAUCUACCUGCAGUGGCGCUUGCGAGCCGAUGCUGCUCACCGCGUGCGACUAGACUUCCAAAAGCUGAUCUUGGAGGACAAUUGCCAAAACGACUUUGUGAAGAUUUACGAUUCGCUCGCACCCAUCGAGCAGACCACCAUCGCUGAACAUUGCGGUGUUCCUCCCCAUUCGCUGUCCUUCGUGUCGUCAGGGAACGUCAUGUUAUUGACGCUGGUCACCAACGACAAGAAGAACUUUCCUGGCUUCAAGGCCAACUUCUCACAGGUCUCACUGGCACCAUCAGACUGUGGAGGAACUCUAAGCGGUGACACUGGUGUUUUCUCUUCCCCGUUCUUCCCGUCCAGCUAUCCUCCUCGGACUUCAUGUGUGUGGAACAUCCAGGUGUCGAAGGCUAAGUUGGUCAAAGUCAAAUUCAUUAAGUUCAACAUCAGUAACGACUCCGAUUGUUCCCGAGAUUAUGUGGAAUUGAAUGGCCGAAGGCUCUGUGGCGCACAAGCGGGAAGUACAACGGUGCCCAGCAGAACCAACUUGAUGACCGUCAAGUUCAACUCUGAUUGGUCAUAUGUUGACCAGGGCUUUCUCGCCGCCUAUGAGGCCUUUACCCCGAGUGACUUGUGCCUGGGAAGGUUCCGCUGCACCAACGGCUUGUGCGUGGCCUCCCAUCUGCGCUGCAACGGUUUGGACGACUGCGGUGAUUCCAGCGACGAGGACGACUGCAGAGCCUGUGCUGCCAGCGUAUUCCGCUGCAGGAACGGUCACUGCAUCAUGCAGACGAAGGUGUGCAAUGGCAAAGACGACUGCGUUGACGGGUCUGAUGAGUUUAAGUGUGGAAAAUCAGUCUCCAUGACAUCGUGUCCUGACUCCAGCUUCAGCUGCAAAAAUGGGCAAUGUGUUGGCAAAGUCAACCCAGAGUGUGACGGUGUGGAUGACUGCGAGGAUGCGUCCGAUGAGGAAUCCUGCCAGUGCGGUUUGUGGCAGUAUCGAAGCUCCCGCAUUGUAGGCGGUCAGGCGUCGCAACAGGGCGAGUGGCCAUGGCAGGUCAGCCUCCAGUUGAUAGGGCAGGGUCAUGCGUGUGGUGGUUCUUUGCUAAGCAGCCGCUGGCUUCUUACUGCUGCCCACUGCGUCCAGGACAAAGGUUCAGUCAGGCAUUCACAGGCUGACCAAUGGGAAGCCCUCCUGGGUCAGCAUGAGCUGUCCCGCGCCAACGAGUGGUCAGUGAGGAAGAAAGUAAUGCGAAUUGUGGCCCACCGUGACUAUGAUCAACGCACUUUCAACAACGAUGUGGCUCUGAUGGAGUUGGAGUCGGACGUACCGCUUAACCAGCACAUCUGGCCCAUAUGCCUCCCCUCCCCAGCGUAUAGCUUUCCUGCUGGCCAGGAGGCCUGGAUCACUGGUUGGGGGGCCACCAGAGAGGGAGGUAUGGCGGUGACGGUCUUGCAGAAGGCUAAAGUUCGCAUCAUCAACAAUUCAAUGUGCAACAAUGUGAUGAACAACGAGGUGACGGAUGGGAUGUUGUGUGCCGGCGUCCUCGACGGCGGUGUGGAUGCAUGCCAGGGUGACUCCGGGGGACCAUUGUCUGUCAUCAACCCAAGUGGGCGUGUCUUUCUGGCUGGCGUGGUGAGCUGGGGCGACGGGUGUGCUCACAGGAACAAGCCAGGAAUCUACACGCGGGUAACCCGAUACCGUGGCUGGAUCAAGGAGCACAGUGGUAUUUAG
Nerophis lumbriciformis (worm pipefish) is the source of this 2433-nucleotide messenger RNA. NCBI's taxonomy places the organism in Eukaryota, Metazoa, Chordata, Actinopteri, Syngnathiformes, Syngnathidae. The record is from RefSeq and is a predicted model, not a curated record.